Molecule: messenger RNA, 1537 nt
Organism: Gracilinanus agilis (Agile Gracile Mouse Opossum)
Lineage: Eukaryota; Metazoa; Chordata; Mammalia; Didelphimorphia; Didelphidae
Gene: BDKRB2
Product: bradykinin receptor B2
Exons: 1
Coding region: 1-1113 (370 amino acids)
Biological process (GO): immune response; smooth muscle contraction; neutrophil chemotaxis
Cellular component (GO): membrane
Molecular function (GO): bradykinin receptor activity
Source: RefSeq, a predicted model, not a curated record
AUGAUCAACGGCACACAAGAAGUCCUUCCACCUGGAAUUAAUGAAUCAUUAUUCAAUGAGUCUAAGAACAGCCCGUGUUCUCCCCCUGAAUUUUGGGAUUCAUUUAACACAAUCCAGACCCCAUUCCUCUGGAUCAUCUUUAUAAUGACCACAGUCGAAAACAUGUUUGUUCUCAGUGUUUUCUGUUUGCACAAAAGUAGUUGCACAGUGCCUGAAAUUUACCUGGGGAAUUUAGCUGCAGCUGACCUGAUUUUAGGUGUUUGUCUCCCUUUCUGGGCCAUUAACAUUGCCAACAACUAUGACUGGUCCUUUGGAGAGAUUCUCUGUAAAGUGGUGAACUCCACUAUGUGCAUGAACUUGUAUAGCAGCAUUUUCUUCUUGAUGUUGGUGAGUAUUGACCGAUACCUGGCUCUGGUGAAAACCAUGUCUAUGGGUCGAAUGCGAGGUACCUGCUAUGCCAAAUUCUACAGUUUCAUCAUAUGGCUUUUUACAUUGAUCAUAAGUUGCCCUAUGUUGAUUUUUCGUUCCCUCAUGGACUAUGACGAGGAGGGCCACAACAUCACUAUUUGUUUCAUCGACUACCCAUCACCUAAAUGGGCAGUCUUCAACAAUGUUCUCCUGAAUGUCGUAGGCUUUGUGCUGCCUCUCUGUGUCAUCUCUUUCUGCACUGUGAAAAUCAUCCAUGUUCUUCAGAACAAUGAAAUGCAGAAAUUCAAGGCAAUCCAGAGAGAGAAGAAGGCUACCAUCCUUGUCCAGGUGGUCCUUCUGUUCUUCAUCAUCUGCUGGCUCCCUUUCCAGAUCAGCACACUGAUGGAUACCUUCUAUAAGCUGGACUUCAUCUCAGACUGUCAGACUAAAAUAAUUUUAGAUGUGUUUACACAGAUAGGAACAUAUGUUGGUUGUAGCAACAGCUUCCUGAACCCUCUGGUAUAUGUGAUUGUGGGGAAAAGGUUCCGGAAGAAAUCUAAGGAGGUUUACAAGAGAUGGUUCAAGAUUGGGUGGUGCCAAUCAGACUCAAUCCAAACAGAAAAUUCAAUGAGCACUUUGAAGACCUCCAUAUCAGUGGACCGUCAGAUUAAUAAAAUACAUAGGCAUCUAGAGGGUACUCGGUAAUCUGUUCUAUUUUAUUUUUAAAAGACUGUAAAGCUAUGACCUUACCUAUGUUCAUGAGCCACUCUCAAUAUGUACUAGCUACAGUUGGAGUCAGUAGAAAAGCUUGUUUUUUCUGGAGGUGCAAGAGCAGUGAAGAGAGGGGGGAAAGUAGCAACAGGUCACCCAACUCUACAUCCACCUGACCCCUCAUCUCCCCUGCCCCUGUACAACAUCAUGGAACCUCAGAAGAAAUCCUAGGCCUGGAAGUUCUCAUGCCUUUUCAAUGACAGAGCAGUCACUUCCCAGUAGGGAAUUGGCCAAAUUAUUUUCCCUCAGUUUUUGAAUCUGGCUAUUGUUUGUAAGGAUGAGAUCCUUAACUAAUUAAGGCUCAUCUCCAAGCUCAAUGAAGAAGUUGUUUGGGAUAAAAGAAAUGAGGGGAAGAGAG